Molecule: messenger RNA, 5232 nt
Organism: Caenorhabditis sp. 36 PRJEB53466
Lineage: Eukaryota; Metazoa; Nematoda; Chromadorea; Rhabditida; Rhabditidae
Source: the annotation of a GenBank genome assembly
AUGUGGAUCGAACUUCGAAAUUUCUACGACCAAGUGCUCAACUUUCACGAUUUUGACGACGAUGAAAAACUCGACGAACUGUUUCGGGACGUCGAAAAACAUCGUUGGCGCAUGACGAAUAUCCUCACAAACCCGGUAUUUCUGGCGAAAAUUCAGUAAAUACUCACGAAAAAGUAGAAAAAAUUUCAGAAAAAAAAUCCAGAAGAGCGGAAAAAGGUGGUGCCGGGCGGAAAAGUCGAGAUUAGCGGCGUGGAGAUCCAGUUGGACGAGGACACGUGCGCCGAGGCUCUUAUCAUCGCCGACGUGUUCGCUUUGCCCGAAUUGGAGGCCGUCGACCUGGUCCUGGCCGGAGAAGCGCAAAAAAUCCACUUUGAGGGUCUCAACCGAGGACUCAUUGCUGUUAUCUGCUAUUACGAUGCUCACAGGUUGGAAAUUCUGCGAAAUGCAUCACUUUUGUCUAAAAUCACAAAAUUGCAGACUUUUAGUGACGGCGAUCCGUCAGAUGCUCAAAUGGGACCGCGAAGACCUUCCCCAUCGAGUUUGCAACUUCAUCGACGACACUUUCAUCAAUGACGUCAUGAUGCGCAUGUUUUUCCGUAAGAACAUCCCGCUGUGACCCAAAAUUCAUAAAUUUUGCAGAGAUUCUGAGCAGUUUCACGGUUCAAUCGGAAUUCGCGCGGCUUCAGGCGCCCAACGUCAACGGAUUGGGCGGUUCGAAACAUCAGAAGCUGGUAUGUUUGUGGAAAUUCAGAAAUUCCCAUUAGAAUGCUCUUGAAUUGAAUUCCAGAUGAAAAACGUGAUCGAGGAGAUCCGAACGGAGAUCAUCGGCUGCAUUUCGCUGAUUUGUGAAUAUCCGGGCCAGGAAUCGCUGGCCAUCUCGAAUUAUCUGUUCGGAGUGGUCAAGUCGGUGCCGGCCGAGAAGCUGAACCUUGUCAAUUUGACCGCCUGGAUCUCCCUCAUCAAACUGACCUCCAGCGAGGUGCUCACUCAAGGUACUGUAGUCGAAAAAUCGAGCAUCCGCCCAUUUUCCCAUUUUUAUCCCCACUUUGACCAUUUCCAUGAAUUGCACCGAACCCCGUGUGGAGAAUUUACAGUGUUGGACGCGCAACAAGUGCUCACCUCGAUGAUCGACCACAUUCGGAACGAGACGGCGUGGUCCGACCAGUCGAUGUGCGGAACUCUUCAGUUGGCGUGCGCCGUCACCCUCAAAUCGAUCGCCUCCUCGCCGUCGGAUCAUUUAGGCAUCGAAAACAUCAAAGUGGACGUGGAGAGGGUGAUAGACCGCGCGAUCCGGAACAUGGCAUUCCAGUACAUCCGACAGGCGAUCCUAAAAUCGGAGCACUUCCGAUACGCUCACCAGUUCACGGUUAUCGAUGAGCUUUUGAAGCAGCUCGUCUCGUUUUUCCCCGCAAAAUUGUUGGAAACGGAGAGAAAUUCGGCCGACGAACUGUCGAAUCUCGAUGAUAUUCAGAGGAAAGAACUCGAGCCGAAAGUGGACCCCAAAAGACAGACGGUCCAAAUCUCGGACAAAUUGACCGCCAACGUGGCAUCAGUGGAUCCGUCCGGCAACUAUGAGUCGGCUCUUUCGCAUUACGAGAACUUUCUGCGAUGUUUUGUCGACUUGUACGAGAUGCAAAUCAUGGAUUAUAGCUAUCAGCGGCUGUCGAAGACGUUCCGCGAGCGCGAAUUGCAGGAACAGAUCGAGGAGAGCAGCAUGUCGUUCAGUACCGAACGAUCCGUACGUUUCUUGUCAAAUUUAGGCAUGUUCUUAGCUUUUACCAUUUUCCAAUUCAGAUAUUAGAGUCUUCGGAAGCUCUCGAAGCUCACCAGAAGCUCCAAAAAGCUUUUGGUCCCCUUUUCAAGCUAAAACUGCCACUCCGCAACGACACAAUAUCUUAACAUUUCCAAGAAUCUCCUUGCAGAUCGAGCUGUGCCGUCUUCUAGAACGUACCCGUCUGCCGCACCAUCACGUCGUGCACACGGUAGCCUACCUGGAGCUGUGCGCGGCAGUGUGCAAGAACCCGCUCACCGCCGCCCUCCUCUACGACGUCUUCUCGAAAGAGCACGGCGGACCGGACUCGCGCGGAUGGGAGUCUAUGACCCAAGCGGUCAAGGCCUACGAUCGGUGCUUCAAAGAGCAGCAAGCAAUGAACAACACGUCGAUUCGGAUGAGCUCGUCGGCGGCGAACGCCUCCGUUCUCCAGCACCAACGUCUUCAGGCCCAGCAGCCGAGUCUCAACCUGAACAUCCGCGCGACCGAUCAGAUCCAGAUCAUGGCCUCCGAACUGAGCGGACUCGUCGCCUGGAUCCAGAUGGCCACCAAAGUGGCCGAGAUGAACGACUUCGCCGCGCAGAGAUUCGCCGACGAUCCCGCGUGGACUCUGUGCUCCUCGGUCGCUUCUCUGGCCACCGCUUCCGUUCCCUUGAGCCUCAAGGCCACGCUUUUGGGGCUGUUGUCGGCGGUCGCCAGGCUCAAGUGCACUGCUCCGAGGUAAGGGCCGAAAAACAGCUCGAAAAGAGUGCUCUUCUAUACACUUUUACAACGAAAGUUGGAAGAUGGUGAUGCCCGUUUUUGUUUUCGUUUUCCUUGUAGGAUCCGUUCUUUCUCAGAAUCUGGCACAUAAUCCACGUGAAUCAGUUGUCGUACCACGACGCCGGCGGUCAAUUGCGCGGAAUUCAAGACGAGUUGGAGCAAAGAGAGUGCAUUGUGAAGGAGUACGACGUCUCGCUGGCGUUCGUCAAACUCAUGACCACCCUACUCAUGCACAGGUAGGCGGAAGUCACUUUUGUAGCUAAAAAUCGCAAAAAUCCCAUUACAGAUCGCUUCCGGAGUACGGAAUGUCGUUCGUGCAGUUCGUCACGCGCAGUAUUCUGUCGCAGUGCCUCCAUCGGAGCUACAACAACGUGCUCCAGAUGUGGGAACUGUGCGAAUGGUCCCUCCGAGCCACCAACGCACUAUUGGAGCACGGAAUCGUCGAGCCGAGAGCCGUGGCUGCCCAGGAUACGCACAUUGCACUGCUCGCACAGUUGCUCAACGAUACGCCAAUGUUCCGAGCGGUUAGUCAGAGAAAAUGAGCAUUUUGAAACUGUGAAAUUUGCAGAUAACCCGCAUCAUAAUGGAGGAUUGCCAAGCACACAACGACCCGUACGUCACCAGAACCGGACCGUCUUCAGAUGCGGCUCUUAUUGCUCUCCGCCUCUUGUCGCGUACGUUUUUCUGUUGUUUGUGAGAUUUUGAUGUCAGAAUUUUCCUAAUACGUGGUCCUUUUCUUGCAGGAGCCCUCGUGCUGCACCCGGCACUCCGAGCGUGCGCCCGAGCCACCUCCGCCGACAUCAUGGUCGCAUCGAUCCACUCGCUCGUGUUCUCGCCGAUCAUCGCCUCCUCGCACUGCACCCUCCUCGAUCUCGUCUUCCAUUACCUUCAUAUGUGCGACGAUUUCCCCGUCCACUCGCUCUACGCCGCCCGUAUCCUUCGGGACGUGAAUGCGUCGCGCGGACAUGCUCAGGCGGCGAUGCUCGAGUUGUUGCGCUCGCGGAAAAGCUCGCCGUCGCACGUAAGAGCCAUCCGAUCGGUGAUAUGUGCCACCAACAUCCACUACACCAUCGACGAUUCGCUUUCCAAAGGUGAAAAAGCUCAAUUUUACGCAAGAAUAUUCUCAUUUUACAGACGAAGACACCGAAAAUCCUGUGUUUGCGCGCGGAGAAACGGCGCGAAUCGUGCUGGAAACGCUGACGGAAGCGCUGGACAACCACGUGACGACGAGCGGAAACCGGCUGACCGACUGCAACAACGUCUGCUACUAUCUGUUCGCGUUCCGGCCGUCGAAGGCGAACACGAAGGAGCUGUACGAGGCGGACGACGUGCUCACGGGGUUACAUUACGUGCUCUACAUCAUCGAACAGUUUGUCGGCGCCGAAAAACCGUUCGAUUUACAGUUUUCCGCACUGCUCGAGCCCGCUUUUCGUCUUAUAGUACGGUUUUCCAGAUUCUCGACUCUAAAGUUUUCCAUCGAUUUCAGCAACGCCUUACCUCGCAGUCGUGUCCGUUCUCGCAGGCGGUGCUCUGUUUCAUGCGCUCCUCGAAUAUCAUCGAAAAACUGGCGACGUCGCCGUUCGUCUGCUCGGCGCUUGCGCUCGAGGACAACAAGGACUGCACGUACGCGACGGGAAUCUUCGCGGUUCGCCGCAUGAUCGUCGGCUACAUCCUUCACUUUUCGGCCGUCGAAAUCUCGGCCAUGCUCACUUCGGGCCACUUUACAAAGCCCGAAUUGCUCUACCGAGCUCUUUUAGAAUCUUCUGAGAACGUGGCCGAGCAGACGCUGAACGAGACGACGAACUCGUCGGGAAAUGCGACGAAUCUCCUGUUUUCGCUGCUCCGUCAGUCGACAGUGCCCCGUCGGAAUCUGAUGGAAUACCCGAGUCUGGUGCAUUUCGACGUCAGCAAACUCCACGAGCUCUUCGACGCAUGCCUCACCGUCAACAUUUACGGAGUUGCACAGUACGACGUACCGUACCUGAAUCGUCUGAUGCGCCGAGAGAUCGAAGUGGUCUAUUCCGAUUGUGAGGAGGUCAAAUAUGUGCAAAAAGUAAGGAAAUCGGGUUUGGAAAGGCAUUUCAAAGAACGUUACUAGAAAAUUAGUUCUCAACAUACUUAUGCCAUUGGAUAAAGCGACAGAAGUCACAUCAAUCUCCAGUUUUUCCCAAAAAUCUUGUUCAGGACUUGAUCAGGGGCCACAAAGCACUUAUAAAUUUGCGAAGGAAAGUGCUUUGAGGCCUCCCAAUGAUGUACUUGAAACCUGAUGUAACUUUUGGCGCUCUAUUCAGUGGUAUCAGUACCUUCAUCACUAAUUUUACCAUUCAGGAACUGGAGUCGGUGCUCGAGUACUGUGCCGAAAUCAACGCGAGUCUGCUCUCGGAGCGCGCUUCCGAACGCAUCGUCUCCGGAUGCACCCUUCUGCUCGACGUCUUCUGCAUUUUCGCGCCCGUCCACUUCUUCUCCAACCACAUGCAGUAGGAACACUGAAUUUCCCCGUUCUUAAGUCAUUGUCCCGCUUCAGACUGAUCAUAUUCCGCGACGCGAGCUACGUGCUUAUUGAAAUGUGCUCGGGAGUCGGCGGAAUCGCGCUGGUCGCCGCGUGCAAGACCCUCCACAGUCUAGUGCUCACCGUCAUGAAAUUGGCAAAGAUCGAGUACCCGAAGGUUUGUUUUUCGAGAAAAGUGCUGACAUUUUAG